Molecule: messenger RNA, 7332 nt
Organism: Megalopta genalis
Lineage: Eukaryota; Metazoa; Arthropoda; Insecta; Hymenoptera; Halictidae
Product: water witch
Biological process (GO): monoatomic ion transmembrane transport
Cellular component (GO): membrane; transmembrane transporter complex
Molecular function (GO): protein binding; monoatomic ion channel activity
Source: RefSeq, a predicted model, not a curated record
ACUCAAAGUUAUAAAUCGAAAGGGGAACAACAAAAACAAGGGAACUCGUUAUUUUGUAGUUUAAACUAUAAAAAUCAUAACUAUACGAGUGGAAGAAAAUAGCGAGUUUUGAAAGAAAUUAUGGCAACAACACAAACAAAUUCUUGAAGAAAAUUUGCAAAUCGAAGAUUGCAAGAGAAUGGAGACCGAAAAUCUCUGUAAAUGACAGCAAUACGAGACUGAUGGAAAUCGUUGGAAUUUCUCAUGUACGCGAUUUAUCGCGAUCUCUACGAUCUCAGGACAGACGGUACAUGCAGGAAGCUCUCGAUCCGAGCUCAGUAUUAAUCGAGCCGUCCGAUAGCACGACAGGCAUACGAUGUUGUUAUGAGACCACCGGCACUUUGAGAGUUCGAUCAGAUCGAUAAAGUUCAUCGGACGCGAGAAACAUCUCGAUUGGUUUUAUAGUCGACGUUUUCUUUUGAUCAAUGAUGUAACCGCGUAAAAUACAAAGCGCGGAGGAUGGCGAGUGAUUCGGCGUCACCGCCGCCGAAAAAAAAGGUUCAAAUAGAGCGGAUCAUCGACAUGGAGGAUGUGACGGUGUCGGUCCCGACGACACCGAAACGGAUGACCUCGACGUCGUUGCUGCUGACACGAUGGCUGACGACGAAGAACACGCCCAGCUCCGAGCCGGAAACGAGCUGGUCGUCGGAGGAGCAUACUCUAGAGUAUGGCACUCCGCCGCCCAUCGAGGAGCCACAUUGUUAUUCGAUGUGUGCCAGCGAGAGUUCCUGCACCGAGGAGAUGAAUUGCAUGUUGCAGGUCAACAAAGGUACAAUCAGAAACCUUUUGACGGAGCAGAUGAGAAGCGUGGGCGGUCGGCUGCAUCUCCUAGACGAUCUCGAAGCGGGCAAGUUGGACUUAACUAAUCCCCAACGAGUCGUGAAGAUGUACAAGCGCCAGGAAAUUAACACUCUCCUGUUGCACGCCAGCUUCGUCGGCCGUUUAGAUCUUAUCGUCAAUCUCCAUAUGUCUGGAGCUGAUUUGAACUACACCGAACAGGAACAAGGUCUCACGCCGCUCCACCUGUGCGCGUUCAGCAACUCGUUGGAAGGCGUAGAAUAUCUCCUAGCGAACGGGGCGAUCAUGAGCUUGGAACGAACCCGCACGCCGUUCCAUUACGCUGCGUUCGGAGACGCAUUUGAAGUAGCUCAGUACCUCCUUCGCCUGGGAAUCCGCCAGGAAUCGCCAUGCUCCGAAGAAAGUGUAUUACACGCAGCGGCCAGGACGAACGCUUUGAACGUUUUGAGAUUAAUAGCGCCACAAAAUCCAGCUCUGAACAGCCUAGACUGCAACGGAUACGGGCCUAUACACCAUGUGGCAGACAGGGGGGACCCAGACUGCCUAACGGUGCUUCUAGAUGCCGGGUGUCAGCUGGACCUGAUGACCAGAAAGGGCGACACCGCUCUGCAUCUCGCCGCGGAGGCCAGUUGCGUGGAGAACGUCGAAAUCCUAAUCGAAAGGGGUGCGAAUGUUCAUUUCAAGAACCACAGAGGUCAGACGGCCUUGCACAUAGCCGCCCGGUCUCAAUCGUUGGAGUGCGUAGAGGUGUUGUUGAAGAAAGGCGGUUGCGAUCCCGACAUUGAAGACAACGACGAGAGGACGCCUCUCCACCUCGCUCUGGGGAGGUCUUUAUUAGCCUACGAUGUUACGGAGUUUCUUAUAAAGUGGAAGGCUAAUGUUAACAAAACCGACAAGUAUGGUUACACGCCGCUUCACGUUGCUGCUUUGAACGAGCUUUCUCAAUGCGUCGACAUACUGAUCCAACACGGAGCCGAUCUAAGCGCGAGAACAAAAGGCGGGACCAGUGCUCUGUCGAUCAUUCUACGCAAGACGCCGACGUCUUUGAAUGUGUUCAAGCAGAGGCUGGACACAUCGAUCACGCUCCAUCAGCACGGAUCUGCCACAGGCGAGGUGGAGCUUAGGCUCGAUUUCCAUCCUCUCCUGAUACACCAGCAUCAGGGCGAGAUCAGGUACCUGGGCACGUUCGUGAAGGAAGGGUACAAGGAAAUUCUAGAGCAUCCUCUCUGCCAGGCGUUCCUCCACUUAAAGUGGCAAAAGAUCCGCAAAUAUUACGUGGGCAGGCUAAUCUUCUACUUGUUCUACGUGCUCAUACUCACUGGAUGGGUAAUGACUGCUCUAGCGCACAAAUGUUACAAUGAAUCUCACGGCCAAUUGGACGCUACGCAACCGCCGCUCUGCGCGAACGCUACGGGUAUUAACGGCUUCCUCUACAGGCAUCCUGCGCUGCUGGAAGUCGAAUGGUACGCGCUGAUGGUGUUGACCAUCCUCGAGGCGAUCCGCAAGCUUACCAGCAUCCCAACCUACCUCUCCGUCCGCCAGUUCUUCACCCAGGCCGAGAACAUGGUCGAGUGGUGCGUGAUUCUGAGCGUAUUCGCUACCUCGUUCAUCUACACCGGCCGGACUUACCCCUGGCAGAACCAUGUGGGAGCGUUCGCGGUUCUUUGCGGCUGGAGCAACCUGAUGCUGAUGAUAGGCCAACUGCCUAUCUUCGGGGCCUACGUGGCCAUGUUCACUAGCGUCCAAGCACAGGUCUUCAAGCUAUUGUUGGCGUACGCUUGCCUCUUGGUGGGCUUCACCGCUAGCUUCUGCGUGAUCUUCCCGCGCUCCAAGUCCUUCAGCAGUCCCCACAUCGGUCUGAUCAAAGUCCUCGUCAUGAUGACCGGCGAGCUAAACUUCGAGGACCUCUUCUUCCCCGGGGAGGAGGACGGGAAGUCCACGGACGUGGGCGGCACCUCCUGGAUCUUGCUUCAGGUCUCCGCCCAGUUGUCCUUCGUGCUGUUCCUCCUGUUCGUCACCAUAGUUCUGAUGAAUCUAUUGGUAGGCAUAGCGGUGCACGACAUAAAGGGACUGCAAAAGACCGCCGGCCUGGCAAAGCUCGUCCGCCAGACGAAGCUAAUUUGCGACGUCGAGACCGCCCUCUUCCUGGGCCUGAUGCCGAAGAGGCUGACCAAGUUCCUGCGAUGGACCGCUCUGCUGCUGCCGUCUCCUCUCAGAGCCGUGCUUACCGUCAGGCCACUGAAUCCUAGAGAGACCAGAUUGCCGCGCGAUCUGCUGUCGGCUGCCCACAAAGUCGCCAAGGAACGGAAGAACAUGCCCGGGACCUUGUGCAGCAGGAAGAGUACCACCAACUGCACUUAUCUUAAGAGCGAGCCUUAUUCAACGAUCAGGAGGACACCGGCCGAGGAAUAUGUCUUCGCCGAUGAGACCGUGGUCCAGGGAGAGCUGACGAAUCUGAAGAAAAUUUGCGAGAAGAAUCAGGAGCUUCUUCAGGAUCUACUGCUGGUACUGAUGACGGACGAGCGUUACGGAACGAAAAAGGAAGAGGAUAAGAUAGCGGAGAAUCUGCCCAAAAUCAGCCUGAGAACAUCGUCGGUGAACAACGAGGGAAUACCGCGGUGUUACUCGUUGACCAGCCUGAGGGAUCGUCGCCUGUCAUUCGACGAGAACGAUUAUCGGCGAGCAACGGCGAAGAAGAACGACGCAGAGGUGGUCGACGACGAUGUUGACAGAACGAUCCGGACGAGGAUGAUAAAAUCGUUGACGAGCCACGAAAAGCGAACCAGACACUAUUCGUUGACCAGACUGAAGAGCCGACGUUCCUGCCUCUACUUCGACGAAGACAAAGACCUGCGGGUGGAGAAGGAGCUCGACGAGCAACAAGCGACCGUGCACACCUUGAAGCUGCCGCAGGCCCUCGAUGGAAAGGUCCGGCAUUGUUCCAUGUCCAACUUGAACGACCGUUCGAACGAUCUUCUGUCAACGCGGCUAGCUCCGACGUUCAGGUCCGUCAGAUACAGACAGAACAGCAACUCCGAGAAGAUCGUGUUCAACGACGCUCCUCGGGCGGACGCGGUGAACGAUCGGAUCGAGAUCGACGCCGGUACACCGCCGCCGGUCGACGAGUCGUUGUUCUACGACAACCUGGACGUGUUCCGGCAGGCUCACAUCAACGGGAAUGACCUGACCUCGAGAAUGUGGUCGAUCCUCACCACCGCGGAGAUGAAGCUGCUGCUCGAGCUGGAGAAGUGCAACGCGCUGCCAGAGUUACCGGCCGGCGAACGGAUAAAGAACAUCGCCUACGUGUGGUGCUGUUACAGAGGCAUGACGCACCUGCUGCCGAAGCUCGAGCAGAUCGGCGCGUGCCCCGAUUACGCGGUGCCCUGCACCGGCAUGAACGCGGUCCUCGCAGCGUCCCUCAGCGGAAUGGAGGACAAGAUAGCGGAGAAUCUGCCCAAAAUCAGCCUGAGAACAUCGUCGGUGAACAACGAGGGAAUACCGCGGUGUUACUCGUUGACCAGCCUGAGGGAUCGUCGCCUGUCAUUCGACGAGAACGAUUAUCGGCGAGCAACGGCGAAGAAGAACGACGCAGAGGUGGUCGACGACGAUGUUGACAGAACGAUCCGGACGAGGAUGAUAAAAUCGUUGACGAGCCACGAAAAGCGAACCAGACACUAUUCGUUGACCAGACUGAAGAGCCGACGUUCCUGCCUCUACUUCGACGAAGACAAAGACCUGCGGGUGGAGAAGGAGCUCGACGAGCAACAAGCGACCGUGCACACCUUGAAGCUGCCGCAGGCCCUCGAUGGAAAGGUCCGGCAUUGUUCCAUGUCCAACUUGAACGACCGUUCGAACGAUCUUCUGUCAACGCGGCUAGCUCCGACGUUCAGGUCCGUCAGAUACAGACAGAACAGCAACUCCGAGAAGAUCGUGUUCAACGACGCUCCUCGGGCGGACGCGGUGAACGAUCGGAUCGAGAUCGACGCCGGUACACCGCCGCCGGUCGACGAGUCGUUGUUCUACGACAACCUGGACGUGUUCCGGCAGGCUCACAUCAACGGGAAUGACCUGACCUCGAGAAUGUGGUCGAUCCUCACCACCGCGGAGAUGAAGCUGCUGCUCGAGCUGGAGAAGUGCAACGCGCUGCCAGAGUUACCGGCCGGCGAACGGAUAAAGAACAUCGCCUACGUGUGGUGCUGUUACAGAGGCAUGACGCACCUGCUGCCGAAGCUCGAGCAGAUCGGCGCGUGCCCCGAUUACGCGGUGCCCUGCACCGGCAUGAACGCGGUCCUCGCAGCGUCCCUCAGCGGUAAUGUCACCUGUAUCGAGCACCUGAUAAAACAGGGCGCCGACGUGAAUUGCCGAAAUCCGAUCAAUUACUACACGCCUCUUCACUUCGCCAUUCACAGGAACUCCGCGGACGCUGCGCGCGUGUUGCUCGACAACGGCGCGAAACCGACCACCUGCCUUUAUCAGGAGAUCGUCGAGCCGGUGUUACACUCCGCGAUCAGAGCGGGCGCGGUCGAGAUAGUGAAGCUGUUGCUGGACCGCGGAGCCAGCGUCGUCGAGAAGAACCAUAUGGGCGAGACGCCUCUUCACGUGGCCUGCUUCGUCCAGUCCAUCGAGUGCGUCGAACUGCUGCUCGACUCGCCCGGUACCAACAUCAACGCUGUGGACAGGGCGCACAGGACGCCGCUACAUUUCGCCGUGAUGACCACCCAUUCCUCCGCGAAGCUGGUCGACGUCCUGCUGAAACGCGGCGCCCUGGUCAACGCCGCCGACCGGACCGGCUUCACUCCUCUUCAUGUCGCCGCGCUCAACGAACAGUCCCAUUGCGUGGACGUGUUGAUCUGGGCUGGCGCGGAUGUUAGCGCGACCACCAGCGCGGGCUUGUCCGCUCUGAACAUCAUACUCAGGAAGAUACCCGAGUCCCUGCAGGUCUUCAGGCAGAGGCUCGACGCGUCGAUCACGCUCCGGAGACCCGUGCCCCACAACAGGGAGUUCGAGAUGAGGCUGCACUUCGACCUGCUGUUCCCCAGCGGCAACCAGUGCGAGACCAGCUUCAUCAACACCUUCGUGCAAGAACGCCGGAAAGACCUGCUGUCGCAUCCGCUGGUGAUGGCUUUCCUCCAUCUGAAAUGGGAGAAGAUCCGUAAGUUUUAUCUGCUCAGGAUCCUCCUGUACGCCAUGACCGUGAUCUGCAUGACCACUUACGUGCUCACCGCGCUCGCCUACAAGUGUUACAAUUACGACGACGCCAGCAGCUCGAAGAUCUGCAACAGCAAACGGCUGUCCGGCUUUCUGUUCAGGAGGCCUGCCAUCGAGAUCCAGUGGUACCUUCUGUUCAUCUUCACCUGUAUCUCCAUACCCAGGAAAAUAUUCGGCUUCAUGGUAUACACGUCGGCGAAACAGUACUUCUCGAACAUCGACAACGUCCUGGACGGUGUCGUCAUCAUCAGCGUGUUCGUCACCUCGUUCGUGUACACCGGCCGCACCUACGAUUGGCAGAACUACGUCGGAGCGUUCGCGAUACUCUGCGCGUGGACCAACCUGAUGCUGAUGGUCGGCCAGUUGCCGGCUUUCGGCACCUACGUGGCCAUGUUCACCCACAUACAGUUCGAGUUCGCGAAACUGUUGCUGGCCUACUCCGGGCUGCUAAUAGGCUUCACCGUUAGUUUCUGCGUGAUCUUCGUCGGGGAACCAUCGUUCGGCAACCCGUUCACCGGACUGAUCAAAGUGCUGGCCAUGAUGGCCGGCGAGCUGGACUUCGAGGGUCUGAUCACGCAGAUCGACCAGGAGACCGAGGGACCGUUCGUGAUUUACCAUCCUCUCUCGGUUUGCUCGCAGAUCCUGUUCACUUUGUUCAUCGUGUUUGUUACCGUAAUCCUGAUGAACCUGCUGGUCGGCAUCGCCGUCCACGACAUUCAAGGGCUGAGGAACCAUGCCGGCCUCACGAAACUGGUGCGACAGACCAAACUGAUCCUCUUCACGGAGAUGGUCCUUCAUAACAGUUCCAUACCGUACGCUUUUCGCAAGUGGAUGUCCGACCACAAGAUCAACGUGGAGAACAGGAAGAGAGUUCUAGUGGUGAAACCGCUGAACCCUUUGGAGAAGAGGCUGCCGAAGGACAUCCUAAAGGCGGCGUACGAAAUCGCUCAGAAGAAUAUACCGUUCAUGAACGACGACAGUAUCAGUCUCAGCGACCACGUGAUGUGGAUGAGACAGCAAAGCGAGGAAUAUUCGGACUCGAAUUUGCAGCUGGUCGUCGAGAACCUGGCCAACAAGCUGCAGUCCUACGAGGAAACCAUCAAGUCGUUGAAGGAGCAGCUUUUGGACACUAACAAAACGUUGGAAAAUGUUGUGAAGAAUCUGACCAAGGAAAAACGAAACUGACACGUCCCCCCUUAGAUUGUAUUCCCAUUAGUAUUUACGGAUAUGGGCGGCAAAGUUGAUAUUGAAGCAACCGUUUCUGGUGGCGGCCCUUCUGCACAAUCC